Selaginella moellendorffii is the source of this 2003-nucleotide messenger RNA. RefSeq names its product short-chain dehydrogenase TIC 32, chloroplastic. The record is from RefSeq and is a predicted model, not a curated record. The transcript is spliced from 8 exons. The coding region runs from base 93 to 1319 and encodes 408 amino acids. Lineage: Eukaryota; Viridiplantae; Streptophyta; Lycopodiopsida; Selaginellales; Selaginellaceae.
CCCUUGAAUUCCUUCAUUCACGUGAAAAACAAAAGGACAAGGUGACCCAUCCCUCCCAGCCACCCACGGACCAGUGGUCCCGUUACUAAUGAAUGGUGAGUGUGCUAAGGAGUUACCAUGUAGGAGUCUGUGGCGUAUUGGAACAAAUGGCAACCCGUUUUGCAUCACUCCAGCUCCAGUUACCAGUUGCAUCAGCUGCACCAACAGCGAAGCCCAGAAGUAGCAGGAAAUGCAGCAAACGUGCGAGAUCCAAGGUUGUGGCACGGGCAGCUCCGCCUCAAGAGGCCCUUCUCGGAUCACUGAAGGAGCUCCAGAGCCUUGUCUCCCCCAAGGUUGAACAGAGCCCAAGGAGCCGCGCGAAAUCGACUGCAGAGGAAGUCAUGGAUGGCAUCUCCCUUGAUUCCAAAGUUGUUCUCAUCACAGGCGGUAGCGCUGGGAUUGGAUUCGAAACAUCUAGAGUGCUCGCAAGAAGAGGUGCUCAUGUCGUCAUUGCCUCCGAGAACCUUAAGGCUGCACACGCAGCAAAACUCAAGAUUUUGGAGCAAACACCCAAUGCACAGGUCACCGUGCUCCAUCUCAAUCUCGGGUCGAUGUACUCUGUGCGAAACUUCGUGGCUAAGUUCAAAGCUCUGGGCCUGCCACUUCACAUACUCAUUAACAAUGCAGGAAUCGCUUCAAGCCAGUUCGUCCUGUCAGAGGAUGGCCUGGAGAUGACAUUUGCAGUGAAUCACGUUGGCCAUUUCGUUCUCACUCACUCACUGCUCGACUUGAUAGAGGAGACUGCAACGCAAUCCGGCAACCGAGGCAGAAUUGUCGUUGUUGCUUCCAGCCAACACGAGAGUGCUCGGGGAAUUAAUUUUAAGAAUCUUCACAGAAAAAGUUGGAUGUUCGCAGUCCCUGUUUUGCAGAGCAUUCAUGGACUGUCCACGGUUUAUGCACAGACCAAACUUGCCAACAUAUUGUUUGCCAAGGAACUGGCACGUAGACUCGAGGAGCAAGGAGUGAACAUCUCCGUGAACGCGUUGCACCCUGGAGUAUUCAACAGCAGCUUCGUUGAGAAAUUUGCUGAACCAGCAGGCUUGGCAUUUUCGUGGAUUGAACCAUUCUUGAAGACGAUUGAACAAGGAGCAGCUACAACAUGCUACGUGGCGGCACACCCAGAUGUCGAGGGCAUUUCCGGAAAAUACUUUGCAGACUGCCAGGAAACCUCAGGCAGCAAGUAUGCCAGCGACAUGGAGCUGGGCAAAGAGCUAUGGGCCUACACAGAGGACCUCAUCGCGUCCCACGCUAAUCUAGAAGACUGCCAUCUGCCAUCUUAGCGGCUCCCACUAUUGUGCGGCUUUCACUGUCGCUCUGGAUCUUGCUCGCAGCUCUAUAAGCUGUUUCACACCACCUCGCAUGGAAUUUCCAGGUGUGUUAUACCGAUUCUUUCUGAGCUCUCUCCAGGUAAGCUGCGGCAACAGAUUUAUAUUAUGUAGUCUUCAUCAGGCAAGUUCAUCUGGAGAAGUACGCAAGAACCGAAGAGGAUGAAGGCUCCCAUCGUACAAAGCCACAAAGAUUCUUGGCAGCUCGAAGAAAACCAGAACGGAGAGCAAUCAUGCCACAAAAUUGACCGUGUAGAAGCAGAAUCUCGCUAGUUUUGGAGCAGCUUCUCUAGGAGAAAGCACAGGCACACAAUUGCCACCCAAGACCCAUAUCGACAGCUUACUUGGGAUACGACAUCCCAGAAGCAUUGCUGCCAAAUGCGGACUUGGUUGCAAGUCCCCCAAACACCGUGAGCAAACGAGCACCACGGAACUCUAGUUCCGUUCCAACACAGUGCGAAGAAACGGAGCUUGGGGAGUCCCAAACAAAGACGGUAACUCCGUAUUCGUCGUACAUUGCAGUUUUCCGGAACGGAUUACAAGUAUUUAUCCUGAGCCAACGGAAAACGAAACUCCAGGAGUCAGAAAGCAGCCGCGAUUGCGGCAGUGGGACAAUCCAAGUCACGAGCAUUGUUCUUA